This is a messenger RNA of Triticum urartu, 1955 nucleotides long. It is a transcript of the gene ABA1, whose product is annotated as zeaxanthin epoxidase (ZEP) (ABA1). Gene Ontology annotation, molecular function: zeaxanthin epoxidase activity; protein binding; FAD binding. Gene Ontology annotation, biological process: abscisic acid biosynthetic process. The record is from RefSeq and is a predicted model, not a curated record. NCBI's taxonomy places the organism in Eukaryota, Viridiplantae, Streptophyta, Magnoliopsida, Poales, Poaceae. Gene Ontology annotation, cellular component: membrane; chloroplast.
GGUGCGGGGGGAGGGUCAGUACCGCGGGCCCAUCCAGAUCCAGAGCAACGCGCUGGCGGCGCUGGAGGCCAUCGACAUGUCCGUGGCCGAGGAGGUCAUGCGCGAGGGCUGCGUCACCGGCGACCGCAUCAACGGCCUCGUCGACGGCAUCUCCGGCUCAUGGUACAUCAAGUUUGAUACCUUCACUCCUGCGGCUGACAGAGGGCUCCCGGUCACAAGGGUCAUUAGCCGCAUGACGCUGCAGCAGAUUCUUGCCCGUGCUGUCGGCGACGACGCUAUAAUGAACGAUUGCCACGUUGUCGACUUUACUGAUGAUGGCAACAAGGUUACCGCGAUAUUGGAGGAUGGCCGGAAAUUUGAAGGUGAUCUCUUGGUUGGAGCAGAUGGCAUAUGGUCAAAGGUGAGGAAGUCGCUUUUUGGCGAAACGGAUGCAUCUUAUUCAGAAUACACUUGCUACACCGGAAUUGCAGACUUUGUGCCUCCUGAUAUUGACACAGUCGGGUACCGAGUGUUUCUUGGUCACAAACAAUAUUUCGUCUCUUCAGAUGUUGGUGGUGGUAAAAUGCAGUGGUAUGCAUUUCACAAGGAACCUGCUGGUGGUACUGAUCCUGAGAAUGGCAAAAAGAACAGACUGCUCGAGAUAUUUAGCGGUUGGUGUGAUAAUGUCAUAGAUCUGCUAAAUGCAACUGAGGAGGAAGCAAUUCUUCGCCGGGAUAUAUACGAUCGGCCACCUACUAUCAACUGGGGGAAAGGUCGUGUCACCUUGCUUGGUGACUCUGUCCAUGCUAUGCAGCCAAAUCUGGGACAGGGUGGUUGCAUGGCUAUCGAGGAUGGUUACCAGCUGGCUGUAGAGCUUGAGAAGGCCUGGGAAGAGAGUGUCAAGUCUAGAACUCCUGUGGACGUUAUUUCCUCCUUGAGGAGUUAUGAGAAGGAGAGAAAGCUACGUGUUGCUAUCAUACAUGGAUUGGCAAGAAUGGCGGCAAUCAUGGCUACCACUUACAGACCAUAUCUAGGUGUGGGUCUGGGACCUUUGUCGUUUUUGACAAAGUUGAGGAUACCGCAUCCUGGAAGAGUUGGCGGCAGAUUUUUCAUCAAGGUUGGAAUGCCUUUGAUGCUGAGCUGGAUUUUAGGUGGCAACAGCUCAAAGCUGGAAGGAAGACCGUUAAGUUGCCGGCUUUCUGACAAGGCAAGCAACCAGCUUGGUCGAUGGUUUCAGGAUGACGAUGCAUUGGAACAAGCUAUGGGUGGAGAGUGGUACCUCUUCCCUAUGAGCUCUGGAGGCGACUCUGCCUUGCAGCCCAUUCGUUUGAUCAGGGAUGAACAGAGGACACUCUCUAUUGGAAGCAAACCAGAUCCGAGCAAUUCUGAUUCUUCGUUGUCGUUCCCCUUGCCACAAGUAUCAGAGAUCCAUGCUACUAUCACAUGCAAGAAUAAGGGUUUCUAUUUGACCGAUCUGGGAAGCGAGCACGGUACAUGGUUUAACGACAACGAGGGCAGACGCUACCGGUUACCUCCAAACUUCCCAGUUCGUUUCCACCCUUCCGAUGCCAUCGAAUUUGGCUCAGACAAGAAGGCCAUGUUCCGGGUGAAGGUGCUGAGCACGCUUCCGUACGACUCCGCGAGAGGAGGGGGAGAAGUUCUGCAGGCAGCAUGAGUGGGGACUUCAACGACCCCUUGUCACCAGCCACUGUACAGCAUUCUUCAGUAAACAGCCGACACUGCAUCAUGGAAAGAAAAAGAAUUGUAACUUUUGCACUCAUCCAGAUAUCCAAAGCAGGAUUUUGAGUAGCUUCUGACAGAAUUACUACGUUGCAGUUCUACGAAAAAGAACUGAGGGUGUACAAUAGGGUAGGCAAUUUUUAGCUGUUGCCACUGUAAUACUGUACCUAGUACAGUACAUUGUUGUGCCUAUUAACACGUGUUCAUACUGAAAGAUAGAAAUAUUGCGUAAUCAA